GAAUGCUGUUGUUUUACGGAGAUGCUGCUGCAGCCGAAAACCGCUUUUAUCAAGAGUUUCUUGCAUUUCCGCGGCUCAGGGAUGAUUUAACGAAUGCAUGAUCGAUUUUCCCCUUUGGAAGCUGGAAUAAGCACAUAAAGCAGAGGUUGGUUUUGUGGAUGUCGACAUCAGAGGACAGUCGAGCGCGUUCCAUCGAAUAUUCGGCCGGAGGAAACAGCGCGAGGGCUUGUUUAUAUUUGGAUAUAAAUCGAGCGUGACGCUUGAUGCUGUUCAUAACGAAGAACGGGAAUAAAAACGUAAAUAUCCCCGUAGAAGAGGCCCGAGUCCUGUCGUAAUUGAUAUACAUCCUUGUUUAUCCAUCAUUCACACAGGAACUGGAUGGAGGACCUUGUAAACCAGUGGAUUUGGCGGCAGGACUUCUGGCUUCCGCCUGGCGUCACAUGGCAGGACAUCGCUGAAGGGACGGCGGGCAGCAGUAGGCAUCCUGUCCCCCGCGACCUGCUUAUCUCGCUGCCAUUGGCGCUGAGUUUCAUCGCCCUGCGGUUUGUUUUUGAAAGGGUUGUCGCAUUGCCUCUCAGCCGACAGUUGGGAGUUCGUGACAGGGUUCGAUUUCGGGUCACGCCCAUCCCAAAGCUGGAGGAGUUUUACUUACAGACAAAGAAGCAGCCCUCACAGAAUGAGAUCAUGCUUUUGGAAAACCUCUGUGGACUCAACCAGCGCCAAAUCCAGAACUGGCUGCGCCACCGCAGAAAGCAGGACAUUCCCAGUAGCACCAGGAAGUUUUGUGAAGCUUCGUGGAGGUUUGUCUUUUAUCUCAUUGUGUUUUCGGCUGGUCUUGUCUCUUUGAUUAAUACUCCGUGGUUUUGGGAUCAUCGUGAAUGCUGGCGCGGAUACCCCAGACAGCCUGUAGCAGAGGUUCAGUACUGGUAUUACAUCGUGGAGUUGUCCUUCUACCUCUCACUUCUGCUCUGUGUUCCAGUGGACAUCAAGCGCAAAGACUUCAAGGAGCAGAUCGUUCACCACUUCGCCACCAUUUUCCUGAUCGCAUUCUCGUACUGUGGCAACUAUGUGCGCGUUGGAACUCUGGUGAUGUUAAUCCACGAUUCUUCAGACAUCCUGCUAGAGUCUGCCAAGAUGUUCCAUUAUGCUGGUUGGAGGAAGACAUGUGAUAUCCUAUUUAUCCUUUUUGCCACGGUAUUCCUGGUAACUCGUCUUGUGGUUUUCCCAUGCAGAAUUGUCUACACAACCAUUGUAGAUUCACUGGAAGUCUUUCUCCCGUAUCCUGGUUAUUAUUUCUUCAACGGCCUGCUCUUGACUCUUCAAGUACUGCACAUCUUUUGGGCUUGGCUGAUUCUUCGAAUGAUUUACAAAUUUGUCUUUUUAGGCAAAGUCGAACGAGAUGAACGGAGUGACGUAGAGAGUGAGGUUGAUGAAGUUGGAGAGGAAGAAUGCAGUUGGGAGCGGAAGAAGGGAGUCUUUAACUCCAAACUAGCUUCACUGUCCAAUAACUGCGUGCUGAACAAUUUAACCAAUCAGAGACGAAAGAUGAACAGCAGAACACCGAAAGCCAGAUAGUAAUACUGCAAUAUAGGAAUAUAGUUAGUUUGCUUUGUUUGUUUCCAUGAUUUGUUGUGUUUUAACUUAAGUCAACUCCCACCCUCAUGGAUUGUCUGUUGCGAACAAAGUCCAACUAUAUUUUCAGAUUGAUGUUUGAGUUCUUACGACAAUGUAGUAAAACCAGCGGAUUCCCAGAGUAAUGCUACUUGCUUGCACUGUUACAUUUUAUACCUUUGAUUGUGUUUGAUACAGGUUCAGAGUCUUGUCAUUAAUUCAUUUGUUUCAUUUAAUGAAUUAGUCUUGUUUUUAAAGAGCACAUAUAGCACCUAACAUUUAAAUAGAUGGUGCAAAUGACCAUUGUGCUCCAGUUGUAGUGUUGAAGAGACUGAAUAUUCAGUAUGUUUUAUUAAAUGAUUAAAAUGCAAUGUUGAUAUUUCUUCUAAAUUGUCGGAUCUUUUUGUUUGUGUGAAUUUUCUGUGAUGACUCAUUUUUGGUCGUGGACUGUUAGAAAAGACUUACAGUGACCUCUAGUGGUGUAAUAUCCACUUGUCUUUGAUACUACUGAAAGAUCUUGUUGCAAAAAACUACUGGAGUUUGUUUUGGAGUAUACACCGAUCAGCCACUACAUUAAAACCACCUGCCUAAUAUCGUGUAGGUCCACCUCGUGUCGCCAAAACCGCUCUGACCCGUCGAGGCAUGGACUCCUCAAGACCUCUGAAGGUGUCCUGUGGUAUCUGGCACCAAGACGUUAGCAGCAGGUCCUUUAAGUCCUGUAAGUUUUGAGGUGGAGCCGCUGUGGAUUGGGCUUGUUAGUCCAGCACAUCCCACAGAUGCUCAAUCGGAUUGAGAUCUGGAGAAUUUGGAGGCCAGAGCAACACCUUGAACUCUUCAUCAUGUUCCUCAAACCAUUCCUGAACAAUGUGUGCAGUGUGGCAGGACGCCACUGCCAUCAGGGAAUACCGUUGCCAUGAAGGGGUGUACCUGGUUGCAACUAUUUUAGGUAGGUGGUAUGUGCAAAAGUAACAUCAACAUGAAUGCCAGUACUCAAGGUGUCCCAACAGAACAUUACCCAGAGCAUCGCACUGCCGCCGCCGGCCUGCCAUCUUCCCAUAGGGCAUCCUAUGGCACGCUGUGAUGCUCUGUGUGUUCUGACACCUUUCUAUCAUGACAAGCAUCAAUCUGUGCUACAGUAGCUCUUCUGUUGGAUCAGACCAGACUGGCUAGCCUUCGCUCACCACAUGCAUCAAUGAGUCUUGGGUGCCCAUGACCAGUUGGACAACUUUUGGUAGGCAAUAACCACUGCAUACCGGGAACACCCCACAAGACCUGCCGUUUUGGAAAUGCUCUGACCCAGUCGUCUAGCCAUCACAAUUUGGCCCUCUGUCUAAGUCGCUGAGAUCCUGACGCUUGCCCAUUUUACCUGCUUUCAACAUAUGAAAUUAAAGAACUGAUUGUUCACUUACUGUAAUAUAUCUGACCCCUUGACAGGUGCGAUUGUAACAAAAUAAUCAAUGUUACUCACUUCACCAGUCAGUGGUUUUAAAGUUGUGGCUGAUCAAUGUGAAUUGCCUUAUUGAACGCAUGUGCCUCAAUCUAAAACGGUUUCUGAAUUUGAGUGCACCUAGAUUUCAAAGGAUAAAUGUUUUUAAGAUGUUUUAGGGCUGAAAGUUAUUAGUGUUUAUUAUACAUUAACACAAGUAGCCUCAAUUGUUCAUUUGCACAGUAGCCAUGAGCUGUGAGUUUGUCCUACACUGUUUAAACUCUGUUAAAUCACCUAUGAUUGUUUAUGUAUGGAUAAAUGUACGUUUCGUGUCAACAUUUUACUCUGUUCUGAUUUCGUAUGUAACAAACUGCACAUAUAUUAAUAACAGAUAUUGAGGAUAUUGUUGAUAGGAAAUAUGAAUAUCGAAGCGUACUUCUCGCUCAAAUUCCCGCCAUUUUCUCUCUGUGGCCACUUAAAUAAUAAAAUUGCA
Molecule: messenger RNA, 3530 nt
Organism: Xyrauchen texanus (razorback sucker)
Lineage: Eukaryota; Metazoa; Chordata; Actinopteri; Cypriniformes; Catostomidae
Gene: cers4a
Product: ceramide synthase 4a
Exons: 11
Coding region: 379-1575 (398 amino acids)
Biological process (GO): ceramide biosynthetic process
Cellular component (GO): membrane
Molecular function (GO): DNA binding; sphingosine N-acyltransferase activity
Source: RefSeq, a predicted model, not a curated record